AUGUCCGUCUUUUUCAAGGACAUAUCGGGGACAGCCACGAGGACUGACCGUGAACAAAGCGAUAACCCAGUCCGCGCCGGGGACGUGAAAAAGACGCUCGAAUCUCUGGGCCUGAGUGUCAGACCCGAGGAGUCGGCCGAGUACACGACGCUCCUUGCCGCCGUGCACGACUGCGCCGAACGCAUCUCUAACCUGCCCGACUACCAACCGGUACCGGACACGCAGCGGUUCCCCCGAAAAGACGUUCGUAUCCCCGACGAGUCGGAGCAGCUCUACGGACACGCAUGGGCGCACAAGUUCACCAUCAGCGGGGAAAAGGAAGCCGAGAUCCUAGGGAGCAAGACGGUCUGCAUCAAGGACUGCAUUGCCGUGGCGGGCGUACCCCAGUUCUUUGGAAGCGAUGCAUUCGACCCGUGGACGCCGACUACAGACGCCACGGUGGUGACGCGGUGCCUGGAGGCGGGCGCGUCAAUUCUCGGAACCGCCAACUGCGAACAUUUCUGCAACUCCACCGCGUCUUUCACCAGCGCCCAGGGCGUCGUGCACAAUCCACUCAAGACGGGAUAUUCUGCUGGAGGGAGCACGUCUGGCGGGGUGGCGCUCGUGGCCGGUGGGCACGUCGACAUAGCGCUAGGUACGGAUCAGGGCGGCAGCAUUCGCGUGCCCUCUUCGCUAUGCGGCUGCGUGGGCUUCAAGCCUACGCACGGUCUGGUACCCUACACGGGAAUCACGAGUGGUGACCCUAUCGACGAUCACGCCGGCCCCAUCGCGCGGUCUAUCGACGAUAUCGCCGCCUGCAUGGAUGCUAUUGCUGGGGAUGACGGCAUCGACGACAGGUCUCUGGGUGCCGGCGACCGGGCAUCGUUUCAUUUCCGCUCGCACGUGCAGGAUGCAGACGGCCGCAUGGACGGGGUACGCAUAGCUGUGUUGAAGGAAGGUAUCGAGAACGAGCUAGUGCAGCCGGGCGUGGCGACGGCCUUUCACGAGGCCGUGCAGCGGCUGAAGGACGUCGGGGCCGUCAUCGAGCCCAUAUCCGUACCGCUUCACAAAGAAGGCCCGUCAGUCUGGACCGUCCAGCAACGCAUCUCGGGCGCGGCAGGCAUCAUGGGCCGGGCCAGCGGCCGACGUGGACUGUACCUUACCGAGUUUGAGAAGACGCGUCUGCCGUGGACGCAGGCUCGCUUCGAUAAGCUGUUCCACUCGACCAAGAACACCGUCAUCAACGGACUGUACCUGACGGAGAGGUUCCCCGGCUUGUACGGCAAGACUGUCAACAUUGGCCGUCGCAUCGCCGACGCCUACGAGACAGUCCUGCGUGACUACGAUGCCGUCGUCAUGCCCACGACACCCUUCGUCGCUCCGAGGCAUGGAACCCGCGACUCCGUCAUUGCCUCGUUCGAGCCGAGCAUGGGCAUGACGACAAAUACCGCCGUAUUCAACAUCACCGGCCACCCGGCUCUCACUCUACCGGUUGGGUGGUCGGCUGCUCCCGAUGACGAAACGCUCCUCCUGCCUGUUGGCCUGCAGAUUGUCGGUGGUCUCGGACAGGACGCAAGAGUGCUCCAGCUGGCGCGGAACGUCGAGAAGAGAAUUGGGUGGACGGGGGUACCUCCCACUGUUGAUGAUGUCAAGCGUCGCCGAUAG
Molecule: messenger RNA, 1644 nt
Organism: Geosmithia morbida
Lineage: Eukaryota; Fungi; Ascomycota; Sordariomycetes; Hypocreales; Bionectriaceae
Product: amidase
Exons: 2
Coding region: 1-1644 (547 amino acids)
Molecular function (GO): catalytic activity
Source: RefSeq, a predicted model, not a curated record